UUCGCUUCCGGGUGAGAGGUGCCUGGUCGCCCCGGCAACCGAGUCGCACUCCGCGGGGAGCUAGCGGCAGGUUUCCUGUUCGCCGCAGAGCUGGCGGCUCAGGGGGAAUCGCAGAGCCCAGAAAAUCUCUCCAGCACCUCUCAGCCGACUGAAGAGGUGUAUAAAAUAAACUUUAUAUUUCCAAAUGGAGACAAGUAUGAUGGUGAUUGUACAAGAACACCUUCUGGAAUCAUUGAGAGAAAUGGAGUAGGUAUUCAUACCACUCCUAAUGGGAUUGUCUACACAGGAAGCUGGAAAAAUGACAAGAUGAAUGGUUUUGGAAGACUUGAACAUUUUUCAGGAGCAGUAUAUGAAGGACACUUUAAGGACAAUAUGUUUCAUGGACUAGGGACUUAUACAUUCCCAACAGGGGCAAAGUACACUGGAAAUUUCAAUGAAAAUAGGGUGGAAGGUGAAGGACAAUAUACUGAUAUCCAUGGACUAGAAUGGUGUGGUAACUUUCAUUUCACAGCUGCUCCAGGCCUGAAACUAAAGCUCCACAUGUAGAUUUUCUACAUUUCAGUUAUAAUGUGGCAAUUGAAGUGUUUAAUUAUAAGGAAAACAAAUCUGUCAUAUGAAACAAUUUCAUACACUACCGCUAUAUUAUAAUAUUGCCAAUAAAACCAUUACUCACUUA
This is a messenger RNA of Molossus molossus (Pallas's mastiff bat), 676 nucleotides long. It is a transcript of the gene MORN2, whose product is annotated as MORN repeat containing 2. Bases 307 to 546 code for a protein of 79 amino acids. NCBI's taxonomy places the organism in Eukaryota, Metazoa, Chordata, Mammalia, Chiroptera, Molossidae. The transcript is spliced from 5 exons. The record is from RefSeq and is a predicted model, not a curated record.